AAGUACGUCCGUCCAAUCAGGCAGUGGUACGGGUCGCAAUGUUGUCCGGGCGGAAACAUCUGUUCAAAAUGCCAUGUGGAGUGUAAUAUGUCAUAGUUAGCCUAAGAUUUCUUGCUAAUAUUUAUCAUUUUCUGUCAAAAAUAUGAGCUUGUUACCGCGUACCGCCGAGGAGUUCAGUUCGGCCGAUUACUGGGAAAGAUUCUUUAAGAAGCGCGGAGAGAAGUCUUUCGAGUGGUAUGGAGACUACAACAAACUGUGCGGCGUGCUCCACAAGUACAUCAAAAUACAUGACAAGGUGCUGGUGGUUGGCUGCGGCAACUCAGAGCUGAGCGAGCAGCUGUACGACGUCGGCUACAAACAUCUGACCAACAUUGACAUCAGCGAGACAGUUGUGUCCCACAUGAACCAGAGGAACGCUGAUCGUCGGCCUGGCUUGACCUUCCAGCAGGUGGAUGCUACUCAGACGGCAUACGAGGACGCUUGCUUCCAGGCAGUGCUGGACAAGGGCACUCUGGAUGCGAUGGCGGCUGAGGAAGAAGGAGCACUGGCAAGGAAAAUGCUCACUGAGGUGGGCCGUGUGCUGGGUGUCGGUGGUAGAUACGUAUGCAUCACGCUGGCCCAAAAGGGCGUCAUCCGUCUUGCUGUGGAUCAUUUCGCUCAGCUCGGCUGGGCAGUGCGGCUCCACUGCCUGCAGGAAGAAACCAGUGCAGACGAGGAGGAGGGGUCCUUCGCUCUGCCCGUUUUUGUCCUGGUCUGCACCAAGUUCCGACAGGCCUUACCGAUGCCCAUUUUGGAGAUGUGCCUCGGUGAAGACGGGACCCCGACUCGCCUCACGCUGGUGGAGGACUUGCUGUUGGCCGUCCGGGAGCGUCAGUCGUACUCGGUCCUGAGGAAGAAGCUCCGCACAGGGAUGGAUGCCAGCGCUGACCUGUCACUCACUCUGUGCCACGCAAAGACGGGUCUGCCUAGGUACACCCUCACUGUGCAGGAUUCACCCCCAGGGACCAAAGUGCCAAGGUCCAACCAGUUUGCCAUUUUUAUUGUUCCUCAAGGAAGUGAGACAGCUUGGCUCUACAGCUCCAGUGAGGGGCGCAGGCAGCUGGCAGCCAGCGCUAACUUUCGCCGCCUGGUUAUUGUGGCCAUGCACAGGAACCAAGAGUACACUGACAUGCAGGCCGUCCAGUCUGAACUCUCGCCAAUGGUGAUGGACCUGGCUCCGCCGGGAAUGGCGGACAAUCAGCAGGUCCCAUUUCUGUCUGUUGGCGGCGACCUGGGCUGGCGUGAGGUUGUCAGCAGGGGCAAGAGUGAACACAGUGGUGAGUACUGUGUGGAGAACGUCAGAGGGGAGGACGGCGAGCUUUAUCGCAGACUGGUCUUCCUUUCCAACGCUGCGCUGGUGCAGUCUGAGAGUCGCCUUGUCUCCUCGAUUAGCGGAUUGACUCAGAAGAAGAAGAAGAGCAAAAAGAAAACCCAGCAAACCUCAGCGCCAGUGUCGUCCUCUCUGUCAGUGCACAGCGGUUUCCUCUGCUGCGCCCAUCAUGAAGUCAUGGUGGCUGCUCUCGCCAUGCUGGACUUAGGCAUGGAAACCAACAAAGUGUCUGUGCUCCUGGUGGGACUUGGAGGAGGAGGCCUGCCUCAGUUUCUGCGGGACUUUAUACCCGGAGUUUCUGUCGAGGUUGUGGAACUCGAUCCCGCGGUGCUGGAAGUGGCCAAGGAGUGGUUCUGCUUUCGACCCGAUGAUCGCCUGACCGUCACGCUCGGGGACGGCCUUGAGCGCAUCUGUGCCUUGGAAAAAGAAGGCAGCCGCUUGUUUGACGCCAUCAUGUUCGAUGUGGACAAUAAGGACAGCACAGUGGGUAUGAGCAGUCCACCCGCUGCCUUUGUAGAAAGCUCCAUCCUACUUAAAGUCAGUAACCUUCUAACCCCUAAAGGUGUUUUCAUUCUCAACCUGGUGUGCCGUGACUCCGCCUUGAGGAAAGACGUGCUGGAGCGUGUCAGCCGUUUGUUCCCGACCAUCCUCUCCAGGAAGAUUGACGGGGAGGUGAACGAAGUGCUCCUCUGCCAUCGCAGCGAAGACUUCCCAUUAACGUCGUUGAAAGAAUCGAGCCGCCGUCUGCAGGGUGCGCUGCACUCGGACAUGAGCAGAAGGCCGCAGAUAGACAUUGCAGAGUUGAUGAAAGACUUGAGUGUGGCGUGAGUUCGCCUGGGACUAGUCACCUGUGUGUGGUGUUUGCAUAUACUCUGUCUAAAUUGUCCAUCGGUGUGAAUGUGCGUGUAUAAGGUUGGAUGUCAGUUGGGAUAGGCUCCUUCAGCUGCAUAAAAUAUGGGUGGAGGAUUGAUUGUAACAUACUUGGUUUUUAUUUAUUAUUGAAUAUAAAGCCCUGCAUGUGCUACCACAAA
This is a messenger RNA of Doryrhamphus excisus (bluestripe pipefish), 2400 nucleotides long. Lineage: Eukaryota; Metazoa; Chordata; Actinopteri; Syngnathiformes; Syngnathidae. The record is from RefSeq and is a predicted model, not a curated record.